AUGAUCUUACUGGUGACAUUUUUUAUUGCGAUCAGUUCAAGUGUUGCUCGGCUAGAGCAUACGGCGUGUGAGCAACUCAUUGAAUGCUAUGCAAAGUCUCGCGACAAAACUGAGGAAUGCCUAUCGCAUAAUGAAAAGCGGGAAUGCCAGAACGAGUCUUUACAGUUGGAACUUAAAGAACUAACUAAUAAGAAAAUUUCUCUUUACGAAAAUUGUUUACGUGAAAAAUCGUCCAUUGCGACAGCAAUCGAAAAUGCGAAAAAGAAAGCCAGAUGUGAUGUAAUAUUAAAAAGAAAUCCGUAUAGAAAGAACAAAGUUGGAACAAAUGAAAAGGAUAAAAAUAAAAGGAAGAAUCGGCGAUCGAUUCACAAGAACAAAAAGUAUAAUACACAAAAGAUGUGCUUUCGUGAAGCACGUAAAUUGAAAACCUAUUGUGGACAACUGUCGAAAUGUUGCACUAUUAGUAAAUUAUGUAAAAUAAGAUUGAAUGAUGAAAAAAUUGCUGCAAAAAGAAUAGAAAUCAAACAAGCUGAUGAGCAAUGCCGCUUGGAGCAUUAUGGUAGUACGAAAGUGAAGGGUGACAAAAAUCGUAAACGUAAUAGGCAUCAUCGUGGCGAUGAACAGCGCAGAAAAUACAUGAAUCAAGAAGAUUCUAUAUAA
Cercopithifilaria johnstoni is the source of this 660-nucleotide messenger RNA. Lineage: Eukaryota; Metazoa; Nematoda; Chromadorea; Rhabditida; Onchocercidae. The record is from the annotation of a GenBank genome assembly.